CCUUUCUGGUUUCAGGACUUCAGGGAUCAGGGACGGGGAGGAAAUCUCAAGAGGCCAGCCUUUCCUUGUCUUUGGGAAAGUCUUCCCAGAACAGAAGAAGCUGUGAGGAGCAGAAAGGAUGAAGUGUCUUUUCUCUCCGACCUUGAUGUGGAUGGCAGUGGUGGUGACCUCUUGGGUCAUCAUACCUGCAGCAACUGACACCUCAUCAGCAAAAAGCUGCUCUGAAUGUCACGCCAACGCCACGUGUACGGUGGACGGGGCUGCCAUGACCUGCGCCUGCCAGGAGGGCUUCUCUGGCGAUGGCCUCGAGUGUGCGGAUCUGGACGAAUGUGCCAUUCCGGGGGCACACCACUGCUCCACCACCAGCAGCUGCGUGAACACGCUGGGCUCCUACACGUGCGUCUGCCCCGAAGGUUUCCUCCUGAGCUCGGAGCUCGGCUGCGUGGACGUGGACGAGUGUGCAGAACCAGGGCUCAGCCACUGCCACGCCCUGGCCACCUGUGUCAAUGGCGAGGGCAACUACUCGUGCGUGUGUGCCGCGGGCUACUGGGGGGACGGGAGGCACUGUGAGUGUUCCCCGGGCUCCUGCGGGCCCGGGCUAGACUGCGUGCAGGAGGGCGACGCGCUCGUGUGUGCUGACCCGUGCCAGGCGCACCGCAUCCUGGACGAAUACUGGCGCAGCGCAGAGUACGGCCCCGGGUACGCCUGUGAUGUCAGUCUGGGCGGCUGGUACCGCUUCAUGGGCCAGGGCGGCGUGCGCCUGCCCGAGACCUGCGUGCCCGCCCUGCACUGCAACACGGCCGCGCCUAUGUGGCUCAACGGCACGCACCCAUCGAGCGACGAGGGCAUCGUGAGCCGCGUGGCCUGUGCGCACUGGAGCGGCGACUGCUGCCUGUGGGACGUGCCCGUCCAAGUGAAGGCCUGUGCCGGCGGCUACUACGUGUACAAUCUGACGGCGCCCCCUGAGUGCCAUCUGGCUUACUGCACAGACCCCAGUUCUGUGGAGGGGACGUGUGAGGAGUGCCGUGUGGACGAGGACUGCAAAUCGGAUAAUGGCGAAUGGCACUGCCAGUGCCAACAGGACUUCAACGUCACUGAUCUCUCCCUCCUGGAGCGCAGGCUGGAAUGUGGGGUUGAUGACAUUAAGUUGUCCCUGAGCAAGUGCCAGCUGAAGAGUCUGGGUUUUGAGAAGGUCUUCAUGUACCUGCACGACAGCCAGUGCUCAGGCUUCCCUGAGAGGGGUGACCGGGACUGGAUGUCUGUGGUGACCCCAGCCAGGGCUGGCCCCUGCGGGACAGUGAUGACGAGGAAUGAGACCCAUGCCACAUACAGCAACACUCUCUACCUGGCAGAUGAGAUCAUCAUCCGUGACCUCAACAUCAGAAUCAACUUUGCAUGCUCCUAUCCCCUGGACAUGAAAGUCAGCCUGAAGACCUCGCUGCAGCCAAUGGUCAGCGCCCUCAAUAUCAGCAUGGGCGGGACCGGCACGUUCACCGUGCGGAUGGCACUUUUCCAGAACCCUGCCUACACACAGCCCUACCAAGGCUCCUCUGUGACCCUGUCCACCGAGGCGUUUCUCUACGUCGGUACCAUGCUGGAUGGGGGUGACUUGUCCCGGUUUGUACUGCUCAUGACCAACUGCUUUGCCACGCCCAGCAGCAAUGCCACAGACCCCUUGAAAUACUUCAUCAUCCAGGACAGAUGUCCACGCACUGCGGACUCAACCAUCCAAGUGGAGGAGAAUGGGGAGUCCCCUCAGGGCCGGUUUUCUGUGCAGAUGUUCCGUUUUGCUGGAAACUACGAUCUGGUGUACCUGCAUUGUGAAGUGUAUCUCUGUGACGCCGUGAAUGAAAAGUGCCGACCUACCUGCCCUGAGACCAGAUUCCGCAGUGGGAGCAUCAUAGACCAAACCCGGGUCCUGAACUUGGGUCCCAUCACACGGAAGGGGGGCCAGGCUGCAGUGUCAAGGGCUGCUCCCAGUAGCUUGGGGCUCCUGCAGGUCUGGCUGCCUCUGCUUCUGUCGGCCACUUUGACCCUGACGUCUCUGUGAUCAGUGGCCAGAAAUCCAGUACUCUGUGGCUACCAACUCACUUUCUACUGACUGGCGAGGCGAUGCAUGCUAGCACUCCACCCGCUGAUAAAGGAGCCCACACUUCAGUCACUCUGCUCCUAUUUUUCUCCCCUUUAAUCUUUGCUACAGAAAAACAGCCUGUGUCUUUAAAUGAUUUCUCUCAAAAUGGGACUUGUGGUAUGUCUGUUCAUGAGGUCUCUAUCUCCUUGAAGGAUGUUGCAAAAUAAUAAUUAAAAAAAAGCUCAGUC
Odocoileus virginianus texanus is the source of this 2319-nucleotide messenger RNA. RefSeq names its product uromodulin (gene UMOD). Lineage: Eukaryota; Metazoa; Chordata; Mammalia; Artiodactyla; Cervidae. Gene Ontology annotation, cellular component: cell surface; apical plasma membrane. Gene Ontology annotation, molecular function: calcium ion binding. Gene Ontology annotation, biological process: neutrophil migration. The record is from RefSeq and is a predicted model, not a curated record.